UUCCAAAUGUCACGCAUGCGUAUUGCAAAUGUCGCGCAUGCGUAUUCCAAAGAUCACGCAUGCGUAUUGCAAAUGUCGCGCAUGCGCCACGACUCAACUACGCAGGCGUCCAUCUCCCCUAGCGUCAUUCUUCAGUAUACCAAGCAACAGUUCGGAGGUUAGCGUUGCGUGUGAUAUUCCUGUUUGUUGUUUUCAUAGUUUUGAAUUUAUAACCUAUCAAAGGUCUCGAAACUGAUUGAGUAGCAUUCCGACCAACUGAAAUCGACGUUAUGACGAAUGAAACGCCUGCCGUCCAAGAAUUCAAACUCGAUCCCGACUGCGAGUUGCGGUUCGAGGUCGAGAGCAAGAACGAUAAGGUGACACUCGAGCUGAAAUCGGGUCUAGCAGAAGUCUUUGGCACAGAGCUGGUGAAAAACAAGAAAUAUAACUUCGGCUUCGGUGCUAAAGUGGCGAUAUUCACGUGGCAAGGAUGUACCCUGGAGAUAACGGGUAAAACAGACGUGAGUUACAUCGCAAAAGAGACGCCAAUGGGUAUCUACUUGAAUUGUCACGCGGCGAUGGAGCGAAUGCGAGACGCAGCUGAGAAAAAGGACUCGAGGGGUCCAAUUACGAUGGUAGUGGGUCCCUCAGACGUGGGUAAAUCAACUCUGUGUAGAAUCCUCUUGAAUUACGGUGUGAGAAUGGGAAGACGCCCCAUAUUCGUCGACCUGGACGUUGGUCAGGGUCACAUAGCAGUACCUGGUACCCUUGGGGCACUUCUGGUGGAGAGGCCCUCAAACGUUGUCGAGGGAUUCUCUCAGCAGGCACCCCUUGUCUUCCACUUUGGUCACAAAUCUCCAAGUAGCAAUAUCGCCCUCUACAAUCUCCUGGUGACGAGGCUGGCUGAGGUAUGCGCUGACAGACUCCAGGCGAACAAGAAGGCCAAAGCAUCGGGUAUUGUUAUCAAUACAUGUGGAUGGGUCAAGGGCGGUGGCUAUAAACUUCUCACACACGCUGCACAAGCAUUCGAGGUCGAUGCCAUUCUUGUUCUGGAUCAGGAGAGGCUCUACAACGAACUCGUCAGGGGAAUGCCGGAAUUCGUCAAGGUUGUGUUUUUACCUAAGAGUGGAGGAGUCGUCGAGAGGAGUCAGACGAUGAGGAGUGAGUCACGGGAUCAGAGGGUCAGGGAGUACUUCUAUGGAUCCAAGACUCCACUUUAUCCGCACAGCUUUGAGGUGAAGUGGAGUGAAGCUAGGAUUUAUAAAAUUGGAGCUCCUGUUCUACCUGCAUCGUGCAUGCCUCUUGGAAUGAAGGCUGAGGACAAUCUCACUAAGCUCGUUGCUGUCACACCUGGACCCAGUCUUCUUCAUCAUCUACUGUCCGUUUCUUUUGCUGAUUCUCCUGAAGAUGACGUCGUGCAGACUAACGUCGCUGGAUUCGUCUGUGUGACGAACGUAGAUGUCGACAGGCAGACGAUCACAGUCCUGAGUCCCCAGCCUCGACCUCUGCCCAACACAGUUCUUCUGCUCUCGGAUAUUCAGUUUAUGGACAGCCACUGACAGGCGUUAUUGUACAUAAUUAUUUAAUUGUAAAUUGAAAAUGAAAAUCAUGAAUUUUUGUACGAAGCUAAACCU
Molecule: messenger RNA, 1613 nt
Organism: Fopius arisanus
Lineage: Eukaryota; Metazoa; Arthropoda; Insecta; Hymenoptera; Braconidae
Gene: cbc
Product: crowded by cid
Exons: 3
Coding region: 270-1538 (422 amino acids)
Biological process (GO): tRNA splicing, via endonucleolytic cleavage and ligation
Cellular component (GO): mRNA cleavage factor complex; nucleus
Molecular function (GO): polynucleotide 5'-hydroxyl-kinase activity
Source: RefSeq, a predicted model, not a curated record